This is a messenger RNA of Strongylocentrotus purpuratus (purple sea urchin), 1632 nucleotides long. RefSeq lists its product as uncharacterized. NCBI's taxonomy places the organism in Eukaryota, Metazoa, Echinodermata, Echinoidea, Camarodonta, Strongylocentrotidae. The transcript has 5 exons. The coding region runs from base 16 to 504 and encodes 162 amino acids. The record is from RefSeq and is a predicted model, not a curated record.
UCAAUUUUUUCUUAAAUGAUAUUUAAUUACCAGUUUUUCCUGCCAGCUGGAAUUCUCGGAGUAUGUUCUAAGAAGAAGAAUAACUGUGUGAUCGUGGCCUACCUGGUCAUGUCAAUCUUGGCCGCCAUCCUAGCAGCCUUCUUGUGUGUCAUGGAGAUAUUUACAGCCGUUCAAAGCGUAGAUGUCGUCUGCCAAAAUUAUUUCCCCGACUAUCGUAAUGACGGAGAAGCUGGAGCAUUCUACCACACCUGUUACCCCGUACGCCUCAAGGGUCUCACUGCCAUCCGCUCCUUGAUUGCUAUCCUGAUGUUCGCCGAGUUCGUCGUCGCCAUCGUAGCUUGUGUCGUCUGUUACGGUGGUCUUAACGGCUGUUGCGCUCGACCCCCUACUCAACAGACCAACGACAACCGCAUGGCGUUCUACCCUCAGAGUGGCAUUCAACCUAUCCAAGCUCAGAUGGGAGCCCACGUUGUACAGGGAAGCGAGCUGCCUGCCAAGGCCUAGAAUGGACAAGAGCGGGCGCACUCUCAUUUUGGAAACGUACUCGCAUCAAUCGACGACACAUUCCCCCUGUAAUCUUACAUAUUGCUCCCCUGUUGAUGCUAACUUAAUUCGUUAUGUUUUAAAGUUUUAAUAUUGAGCUCUUUGUUCACAAAUGUCAAACUUGAGAACAAAAAAAGAUAGGAAUAGAACUUGUUUUUUAAAAGAAACAUCUUGAAGCUUCAAACAUUAAUUCUAUAUCAUAUUCAAUUUAAUAUUGUAAGUACGGUAAUGCAGUUUAUCAUUCAGUAAAUUUCUCUAAAAUACAAAUGAAUUGUUGCCUUUUUCCCAUUAUUGCAUUAUGUUCUUUGAAAUGUGAGUUAAAUUAUUCACAUUAACCUUUGUGGCCAUUUAAUAGUUGGGUCACAUGUAAACAUGUACAUAUAUAUAGUAUAUUUGAAUUGUGCAUUUUCAUUUUGCAAAUGUAUUUGUUCUAGUUUGAGUGCAAUUUAAGCAAAUUUUACAUAUUUAUAAUUAUAUUCUAGGGCAGAAAAGUAGAAAACAGACCACUAUGGUAAUGGUAAUGGUUGUACUACAAACUAUAUGUAGUAAAGAGAAAUGCACAAAGAUAAAAAGUUGCAACAUAUAAUAGUAGCGACCCGGAAGAUACAGAAUUGAGAGUUGUAUGAUCCUUUUCUCAUAUCUUGCACCCAUACAGGUGGAAAUUUGCACCUUUUGAGAUUCAAUGCUGCACCCUGUUUUUAUACCCGCUUCACUUUUGAUUGCGUAAUAACAAAGCAAUGUGUUCCAUUUUACUUUUUGCAUUAUCUUGUGUGGUAUCAUGUUCACAUAGCGUGUCAUGUGAUGCGUCAGUCAAAUGACGCAACAGACCUAAAUCACUCUGCGCCUCCAGGGUGCAACUUUCCACAAUUGUGAGGUGCAUCUAAAUUAUGGAGCAUAUUGAGGGUGAUGUUUUUGUACAGUUGAUGCCCCUUCUAUUUCUGGUAUGGUUACUAUACAUUUAUACACACGUUGUUGCUUAAUACACUUUUUAAGUUGAUAACAUUGAUAACAUCGUGCGUCAAUUGUAUUUGUACUCACAGCAUUAUUUUGAUGUUUGAAUGUAAAUAAACACCUCAUUAGAGGCACACA